AUGCGUAGCAACCCGGAUGAUCAGCAAGAAUGUCCGGGAGGUUUCUGUGUAGUGAAAGAGCUGUGCCCAAAUGGAAUGUACGUCGAAACAAAUGCACAGACUAGCGGUAUUAUUGUGCCUCGAAAUCGUGAAGAUAAUGUGUGCCGGGAUGAGAAAGUGUGCUGCCGAAAAGUAAGAAAAGUCCGAGCUAAUAUGCAAUGUCCCGGUGGUUAUUGCGUUGCUAAGCACCUAUGUCCUGACGGCACGUAUAUUGCUGAUCCUACACUAGCUCAGAAUAGUCAGCUCAUUGGUUUACGCACGCCAGUUGACAUUGAUGAUUCCGAUUCGUGCGCAGAUUAUUUACUAAAAUGCUGUAAUGAUCCAGCCACUUCAACAGAUAAUCCACUGGACAGUGGGGAAGAUUUUGAAAUACCUGCAUCUAGCAUUAAAUGCGGACAGUUCAACAAUGAUGGAUUGCACUACGAACUGCAUCAUAAUGACUCCUUGGCACAGUAUGCCGAAUUCCCUUGGGUGGCGUACAUAAUUACAGACGAUAAUCCAAAUGAAUCCGUAGCGAAAAGUGACUUCGUCUGUGGCGGUACUUUGAUUCAUCAGCGGUUUGUAGUUACAACUGCUCACAAUACGGAUGGCAAAUCGAACUUGAUCGCGCGCUUCGGCGAAUGGGACAUUAGCACCAUAAAUGAACCCUACCCGCAUCAGGACAUCAGCGUCACGGAAGUCAUCAAACAUCCCGACUAUGUGUACAACCCGAUACAGAACGAUAUUGCAUUGUUAUUGCUUGCGGAAAGCGUGCAAUACCAAAAGCAUAUUCAGCCUAUAUGUCUGCCGCAGCCUGCCGAUCAGUUUGCAGGCGAACGUUGCAUCUCCAACGGCUGGGGCAAGCAGCGUGGAGUGUACGCGAACGUGAUGAAGAAAAUAACACUUCCGGUUAUUGCCAACAACGAUUGUACUCGAAUGCUGCGAUUUGCUGGACUUGGACCGUUCUAUAAUCUUCGGAAAGGUUUCAUCUGUGCUGGUGGUGAAGUUGGCGUCGAUAUGUGCAAAGGUGACGGAGGAUCACCACUCGCGUGCCAAACCGACAGUGGAACGUUCGUGCUGGCUGGAAUUGUUUCGUGGGGUAUCGGAUGCGGAGGUCAUGAUGUACCUGGUGUUUACGUUGCUGUAAAUCAGUACGUAAAUUGGAUCAACGAAAUUUUCACACUCCAUAGCUUAGAAGUUGAUAUUAUUUUGUAA
Anopheles marshallii is the source of this 1233-nucleotide messenger RNA. Its product is annotated as inactive CLIP domain-containing serine protease A28-like. Gene Ontology annotation, molecular function: serine-type endopeptidase activity. NCBI's taxonomy places the organism in Eukaryota, Metazoa, Arthropoda, Insecta, Diptera, Culicidae. Bases 1 to 1233 code for a protein of 410 amino acids. The transcript has 5 exons. Gene Ontology annotation, biological process: proteolysis. The record is from RefSeq and is a predicted model, not a curated record.